AUGCUUGAAGAUGUCAUGAUGGAAAUAGGAGGUCGAUCGGUCCCAACUGACUUUCAAGUCAUGAUUUGGGAAGGCUCAAAGAGGAAUCAACUGAUUCUUGGAACCCCAUUCCUUGCUACAGCUGGAGCGGUCCUAAACUACUUUGGGAAUCAUCUAUCUUUUGGCCACAUCCGGCAAGAUAUCUUUUUCCCAAGUGUAAAUUUCAGGUCAGUGCCAAGUGCGACCAAGCUACCACCAGAAGAAGCCACUCUCAUGCCUAAGAAAGAAGCUAUGCUGCAUGGAGAAAGAAGAGAGAGUGAGCGCUACCCAAAACCAAAGGAGAAGAAGAAAACAUUGGAGCCGAGGCAUGAAAAUGUCUUUAAGGAAAUCAACUCCAUCUCACUUCCAACCUUUGACGAGUAUGGAGCUGAAGAGGAGACUAAUGGUGCACCUAAUCUCUUUCACAAGAUAAGAAUCUUUACACCAAAAGAUUCGGAGCUUAAAGGUGACCAAUCCAUUGAAGAGAAGCUUGAGAGAACUAUGAAGCUUUUCCCCAAGGCAUUGGUUUUCAAGGAUGAAGUGAUAGAUGAUCAUGGCGCACAAAACCACCACAAGACCACUGAACCGGAGAAUGGAGAAGCUAAAGGGAUCCUUUGCCCUUCAGCCACUCUUCACCACGAUUAA
This is a messenger RNA of Microthlaspi erraticum, 663 nucleotides long. The record is from the annotation of a GenBank genome assembly. Lineage: Eukaryota; Viridiplantae; Streptophyta; Magnoliopsida; Brassicales; Brassicaceae.